AUGGCUUCAUCUUCUUCCUCUCUUUCCAGAAUCUCAACUCUCCAGAAUCAUAUCUCCCCUCUUGAAGCCCACAACAAGCUUAGGAGUCUGGUCAAGAUAUCUCCACAAGUGUCUGAAGCCAUAUCCAAUGGACGUGCUGUGGUCGCUCUUGAGUCAACCAUAAUCUCACAUGGGAUGCCUUACCCUCAGAACCUGCAAACAGCGAAAGAGGUUGAGUCCAUUGUGAGAGAAAAUGGAGCAGUUCCUGCAACAAUAGCUAUCUUGAACGGAGUUCCUUGCAUAGGUCUGAACGAAGAAGAACUUGAACGUCUUGCAUCUCUUGGGAAAAGUGUCCAAAAGACUGCAGGCAGGGACAUACCACAUGUUGUGGCAACAAGAGCAAAUGGUGCAACGACGGUCUCUGCAACUUUGUUUUUCGCUUCAAUGGUUGGCAUCCAAGUCUUUGUAACCGGCGGCAUAGGAGGUGUGCAUAGGCAUGCAAACCAUACUAUGGACAUAUCAUCUGAUCUUACUGCACUCGGAAGAACUCCUAUAGCAGUGAUAUCAGCAGGGGUUAAAUCAAUACUUGAUAUUCCAAAGACCCUUGAAUAUUUGGAAACUCAAGAAGUGUAUGUUGCUGCAUACAAGAGCGAUGAGUUUCCGGCUUUUUUCACAGAGAAAAGCGGCUGUAAGGCACCUUCCCGUGUUGAUAGCCCUGAAGACUGUGCUCGAGUAAUAGAUGCAAACAUGAAGCUAAACCGUAAGGCGGGGAUUCUAUUUGCUGUUCCAAUCCCGAAACAGCAUUCAGCUGCCGGAAAUCUUAUCGAAUCAGCAACACAGCGUGCUCUUACAGAAGCAAGGGAACAAAACGUUACUGGAAAUGCAGAAACUCCAUUCUUACUUGCACGGGUGAAUGAGUUAACUGGAGGCACGUCACUUGCAGCAAAUAUUGCACUUGUGAAAAACAAUGCCCUUAUUGGUUCUCAGAUUGCAGUAGCGCUUUCUCAGCUGAUGUGA
Messenger RNA from Eruca vesicaria subsp. sativa (arugula), 996 nucleotides. Lineage: Eukaryota; Viridiplantae; Streptophyta; Magnoliopsida; Brassicales; Brassicaceae. The record is from the annotation of a GenBank genome assembly.